AUGUUGACUGUUUUGAAUGGUCGCGACUCGGCGGUCGUGGCAACGGUGGACGUUGGCGGCGAAAAGUCUAAAGAUAAAUCGUCAUCCAAGACAGAGCUCAGCCGGACCAGUAUGUUAAGCUCAAAGCUCCUCCACACCGCUCUUCUAAUCCUCUUCUCUGCUGACAUGUUGGUCGUCGACAGCAAAGUUCGGGGGAAACCCAACCGAAACAGGGUUGACACAGGGGAUAGCGGAGGGGGGAUCUGGGGACAGGACGAAAACUCUCCUCUUCCGAAAGGGCCGCAUUUCGCCAAGGACACGCCCAAGUCAGUCCUGGCAGCCGUCGGGGCUCCUGCCCACAUCCCCUGCAAGGCUAGAAACCUUGGGGCCAAAUCUGUGUCAUGGAUCCGUCACAAGGACCUGCACGUCCUGACGGUGGGAUCCUUCACGUUCACGAACGACGAGAGGUUCUCGGCCCACAGAGACCCUUCUUCGGGAGACUGGGUCCUCGUCCUCAGGCACCCACAGCCCACAGACUCAGGCUUCUACGAGUGCUCCAUUUCGACGAAGCCCGUGACCGCCGUCAGUGUCAAACUGGAAGUCGUCGUGCCUUCGGCAGAGCUCCUGGGGGCCAGCAGCGUCUACCUGGACAGAGGCAGCUCCCUCAAUCUCACCUGCGUGGUCCAUUUCAGUCCCACGCCGUCCGAAUUCAUUUUGUGGUAUCACAGGGAUAAGUUGGUGAACUACGGGAGGAGAGGAGGUCGCGAGAUCCAGGUGUUCACUGAGCACAGAGGCGAACUGACAAGGUCGUCACUCCUGGUGCACAAUGCCACGUUGCUGGACUCGGGCAGGUACUCCUGCAAGCCAGCCAAUGCCAAAAAGGUCUCCGUCAUGGUCCACGUCCUGGAGAGUGAGACUCCAGAGGCCAUGAAGACCACGGGUAGCGGAGCUGCCAAAGCACACGAUAAUUUCAUCUUUAGCAUCAUGACCGCCGUCGCCUUCUGUCUCCUCAACUCCUCGAGGGACGACUUGAACUUCCUCAUCAAGGCCAUCCCGUGGUGUCUGCAAUUUCGUUCCCUCUCUCUCUUCACUUACAGAUGAAAAAAACGAGGAGCUUUUUCGUUCCUGGAAUAAGGCUACAAUCGCAGUAACCGCGAAUCAAUCAGAAGUUUCUAGAAUCAGCGGCUCGUUGGUUGCUGAGUCAAGCUUCACACAGACAAUAAAUAUGAGACUGAGAUAACAGUAAAUAGAUUAUCCGAAUAAUGUAAAUAUUGUGGGAAUCUCAAUGGAAGAAUUUGGAUGCAACUUAAUAUUAGUACAAGAUGGAAUUUUAUAGAUAGGAAUUUUUGGACCAAGAAGUUUUUGACAAUCUAACAAAAGGUGCUGGGUAUCUGCAGUACUUACAUUAGCUUCGAGUUUGUUUGAACGUUCCGUCUUUGUAUUGGUGUAAGCGAUUAAUCUGUUUUAUACCACUCGAGCUUUGUAUAAAUUUUUUGAAAAGCAUAGGGGGAUUUCAAGAUUACUGUCCAAGAUUAUUUAAAGGAGAAGAAAAUAUUCAUUCUCUUUACAAACAAAUCGGGUGAAUGGACUGGUCACACUCAAUACAGAGCAACUAAAUUUUUAAAUACUAUGCUUGCACAACUUCUUCUCUCAAGAUAUCAUGGUUACUGGGGCCGUUUAAUAUUAAAAGAUUUGUUGAUAUUUUGUCCUUAAGUGUUACCAGUUUGCAACAAAUGCUUACGAUAAGAUUUUCAACUGUUGAACUAAAAAAGGAAAGCACAUACAUACAUCAUCUAAAUUCUUAUAAGCAAACAAAGAACUCUUCAACAAGGGAGCUGCUUGAGACAUCAUUUAUAAGCGUAUAUUAUUUAACAGGUAAGAAGCUAGAGUUUAACAAUUAGUGGAAAGUUGAAGUCACGUAUGGACCAAUCAAUACAAUAACACUUUUCUACUGGAGAGCUUUUACACAGGGUUAGGCUUCUUUAAGCGAAUGUUCAAAUACAAUAUAAAAAAAAAUUCUCACACUUUCAAAUACAAAUGUGUGCUUUACAAGACAAUAUUCUUCCACAUGCCUGACGGAUUAGUAAUUUUGUAAAUACAUUGUACGGUUGAGUUGUGCGGUACAAGGGUAGCGUCAUGUUGAGUCAUUUCAGUGUAAUAUAAACAAAUCAUAAUGAAGUUUCUGUUGUUGUACCUCUUGGUAAGUGUAAGCAUGUAAAUGAUAAUUAAUACGAAUUACAGUUUAUGGUGGACUAAUAAAAAGAAAAAUAGGGAAGAAACAUGAGACAUACUCGUAAAGCGUAUAAAGUCUUUCUUGGAUGAUCAAUAGCUAUUACCGAUCGUUAAAAGGAAAAAAAGGAUAAUGUAAGGAAGAUACCUAUGACUAAGGCAAUGUUCUGCAAGGACUUGAAUCCUAAAAGAGAGAAUGUAAUUAAGAAAAUAAAGAAAACGGGAGUUUUGAAAAGUAAAAAUGUAAGAGAGAGAGAGAGAGAGAGAGAGAGAGAGAGAGAGAGAGAGAGAGAGAGAGAG
Macrobrachium nipponense is the source of this 2508-nucleotide messenger RNA. RefSeq names its product sialoadhesin-like. Lineage: Eukaryota; Metazoa; Arthropoda; Malacostraca; Decapoda; Palaemonidae. The transcript is spliced from 7 exons. The record is from RefSeq and is a predicted model, not a curated record. Gene Ontology annotation, biological process: synapse organization. Gene Ontology annotation, cellular component: neuron projection membrane. Bases 1 to 1080 code for a protein of 359 amino acids.